CUGCCAAGAGGUGCAACACUCCUUGGGACAAUUUUGUCAUCUGACAAGACCAAUAUCUCCAUGAUGAUGGGUGACACAGUUGCACAUCCCCUCCUCAUCAGCCUUGCUAAUAUACACAUAUCCAUGCAGCUGAAAUCAUCAUCUAAUGCUUUUGUUCUUACUGCCCUCCUCCCCAUACUGAAAUUUAUUUAUAAACAAAAAUGUAUGCAAGGUGUACUUGAAGAUCACCUAAUCCACGAAUGCUUGAAUAUCAUGCUAUGUCCUCUCAAGCAGGCUGCUUGUGAAGGAGUCAUGUUGUCUGAUCCUGUUGGGCACAGUUAA
Messenger RNA from Suillus subaureus, 321 nucleotides. RefSeq lists its product as uncharacterized. The transcript has a single exon. The record is from RefSeq and is a predicted model, not a curated record. NCBI's taxonomy places the organism in Eukaryota, Fungi, Basidiomycota, Agaricomycetes, Boletales, Suillaceae. The annotation marks the transcript as partial.